AUGCGCAUCCACGAGAGCGGCAUUGACCGCACUUUCAACACACCAACCACAUCCAACACAUCCACUGUGCACACCCCCACCAUCGCUCCAAAAAUCUGCGCCACCACCACCACCAAUACCACAACCAAAACCACCACCAACACCACUACCACCAACACCACCAAAACCGCAAUCACCAACACCACCACCGACUCCUCCAUAGUUGACAUUCACACCGCCGAAUUCUCAUGUCCACACUGUCCACGUACAUUCAACUCACGCAUCGGCCUUGUCGGUCACUUGCGAAUCCAUCGCUUAGAGACUGGGGAACCAGUGCCUGGAGCACCAAUCUAUACCCACCAAGCUCGAAUCCACUGCCCACAAUGUCCUCGCACCUUGAGACACCGCGUGGGCCGAUUCGGCCACAUGCGCAUCCACGACGACCUGAGGUAG
Messenger RNA from Spirometra erinaceieuropaei, 432 nucleotides. The record is from the annotation of a GenBank genome assembly. Lineage: Eukaryota; Metazoa; Platyhelminthes; Cestoda; Diphyllobothriidea; Diphyllobothriidae.